CUGAUGAGCCCCGCGGUGUUGACUUCUAAAUGCCGCACCCAGAUCAUGCACCAUGGUACUUGGACUAUUCAUCCUUGGUCAUUAAUAUUGAUCAUCAUGUCUGAUACACAAGCCAGUGACAAGACGGUUGAUCAGCCUGCGCCGACAACAGGCGUCGCAUCCCAUGAAGAAGCUCCCACGGGGCUUCUUCCCGGUCAGCAUUGGACGGAUACAGAGCCAGACCGCGACGACGACGACGAUGACAAUGACUCUACACUGUCGGACAAUGCUAGCUCAACGGCUUCGCUGUCAUCCGAUAUCUUGCGUUACCGAGAGAUCAAUGGACGGAGAUACCAUAGUAAACAAGGCGAUGCUCAGUACUGGAUUUCGAAUGACAAUCAAGCCAAUGAAGCACUAGACAUCAAUCACCAUGUUCUGAUUCUCAUGUACAACGACAAGCUCUACAAAGCGCCGUUGAAAGACGACAUACAGGCCGUUGUAGAUAUAGGAACAGGCACAGGAAUUUGGGCGAUGGACUUUGCCGACGAGUUUCCCAACGCAAAAGUGGUAGGAACCGACAUUUCCCCAAUCCAGCCAGGUUGGCUACCACCAAACCUCGAAUUUCAAAUCGAUGAUUGUACCCAGGAAUGGACUUUCAAGGAGAAUUCACUUGACUAUGUACACAUGAGAUUCCUGGUCGGCAGCAUUGUCGACUGGCCCGGACUGUUCAAGCAAGCAUAUAAAUGCCUGAAGCCAGGGGGUUAUAUCGAAAGCCAUGAGGCCUCGCCUUGCAUUGGCAGUGACGAUAACUCGGUGUCUGAAGAUAGCGCUAUGGGCCAGUGGGGUAAGAUCUUUAUGGAAGGGGGCCGGAAACUGCAGCGACCAUUCUCUAUUCUCGAAGAUAAUGUCCAAGUUGAAAGCAUGAAGGAAGCAGGAUUCGUAACCAUUGAGGAAGAAGAAAUCAAGGCAUGUAUUAAAUCCUACAAUACGUCCAACUCAUAGAUUCUAACCGAAGCCAGGUGCCCAUCGGCGGAUGGCCUGAAGAUCCCAAGCUCAAAGAGGCUGGUCAAUAUUUCCAGGCUGCAAUCCUACAGGACGUCGAAGGCACUCUAAUGUUCAUCGCAAACCUACUGGGGUGGAGUAGAGAGGAGAUCCACGUCUUUGCCGCCAGGUACCGUCGUGAGAUUCGGUCAAAGAAGGUCCACGGGUACUUUCGCGGAAAGGUGGUUUGGGCGCAGAAGCCACCUGACAACUAAUAAUCCGACUUUGGUUCGUGCUGCAAUCUACCUAGCAAAAUACAUGUUAUUUCCAUUACAGAAGCUAGGUCCCGCUGUUGUCGGAGCUACUCGUCGCCAGUAGCAAACUCUCCCUUUGCAAUCUUAUCGCUAAGCGCCUUGUUGGGAGUAAAAUACGAUGAGAAGUCGUCCCGCUUUUCCAGUAACAAGUCCACUACCAUUCUUCCAAAGACAAUUUCGCCAGCUGGAUUCAGAUGCGUCCUAUCACCUUCUCCCCAGUUGUAACGCUGUGCGUUCUCAUUACCAAUGGCGUUGACGUAGUCAGUGCUGGCUUUGUUCAGUUCGAGAUAUUGGGCGCCGACAUCCCCAGCAGCUGCAAUAGUCUUGGUAGCCCAUUCCUUGAGGUUCUGGACGACCUCUCCGUUUUGGAAGGUGCGGCGCGUGAGUGAAGUGAUGAAAAUCUGGUGCGCUUCUUAGUACGAGCGAAACACUUGAAGAUCAGAUAGGAGACUUACCGGUGUUCCGCCAGCCGCUUUGAUCUGAUUGCCAAUGUCGACCAAGUUGGCAUGGAAGUCAUUCAGCUGCAUGACCUUCUGAUCAUUGUGACCAAAUUGAAUGGUCACAACAGGCUCAAAUUCGGCCUUUGCCGCACUGAUGUCUUUGAUGAGAGUGUCCCAGCGACCAUUAGACUUCCAGGAUACGGUAGUAGAGCCACUGACACCUCUAUUGUCGCCUUUGGCUGGGGCGUUCAGGUACGAUAGGAGCCCAUUACCCCAACCGCCAUCAACGGCGACAGUUGAGUCACCGAUGAGGAAGAAUUGUGGUGGUUUCGCAGCUUGGGCAACAGGACUUGACUGGACAGAACCAAUGACGUUCUAGGAAAGUCAAUAGUGAUAGCAGCCGGAGAAUAGAAGGUCCUGAACUCUCAAGUGAAGCAGAAGUACUAUACUCGAAGAUAGGUCAAGGUCACCUGAAUAUCUCUUUUCA
Fusarium odoratissimum NRRL 54006 is the source of this 2201-nucleotide messenger RNA. RefSeq lists its product as uncharacterized. The transcript has 9 exons. The record is from RefSeq and is a predicted model, not a curated record. Gene Ontology annotation, molecular function: methyltransferase activity. Bases 4 to 981 code for a protein of 325 amino acids. Lineage: Eukaryota; Fungi; Ascomycota; Sordariomycetes; Hypocreales; Nectriaceae.